Molecule: messenger RNA, 588 nt
Organism: Moneuplotes crassus
Lineage: Eukaryota; Ciliophora; Spirotrichea; Euplotida; Euplotidae
Source: the annotation of a GenBank genome assembly
AUAAAUAUGCAUCCUAGAAACCCCAAGAUCACUGAUGCAAAUGUGUUUGACUAUAAAGACUGUUAUCCAGUAGUCCAAGAAUUGAAGGUGUUCCAUAUCAUUCAUUACAUCUGAGAGUUCUUUUCAGUGGCUUGUACUACAUUCUUAGUAAUCCUCAACUUUCUGGUCGGCUUUGAUAUCUUCUUUGUAUUGUACACACUUAUUACAGCUUUAUUGGUGACUCUUGGAAUCUGCUAUGUCUGAUACCCAAUGAAUAAUUUUUCACGUCACAUCUUAGUAAAAGUGGCUAUCUGUAUCCUAGGUAAACUUUGUAUUGCUGCUGUUAUCUAUUAUACAUUUGUUGUAAUUUUCAACAUAUCUUGGGAAGAUUGUAUUUAUGAAGAAGAAUGUCAAUACAAUUGGUUUUUUAUUCUCCUCGGACUAAUAAACCUCAGCCCCACCCUCUAUUUCUUUUCCGUUAUUGCUAUAAUUGCCAAACGUAUGUCUAUCGCCAAUAAAAUCCGCCAACACAUAAACCAAGAUCAUCUUCCCACUAAACAUGGGUCCUGCUCCUCUACCCCAACCUUUAGCUCACCCCCAAGACCCUAA